AUGUCCCAGAAGGUAUUCAAAGAGCACUCCGAGUUGUUUCCGAUCCGAGACGUACCCGCUGUGGUGGACGUGUUCCGCAAGGAGCUGGAAAAAAAAGAACCGGACCUGUUGCUGCUGUCGCUGGUGGCUGGCGCCAUCGAGAACACGAUGACUUGCGUCCGACCGACCACCGAAAUGCCGAUCGUCGUGACGGCUGAAACCAACUUUGACUUUGAUCAGGUACCACUGAGGCUACCCGACGUCGAGCUGCACAUUGUGGAAGCUCUGUACACGAAAUUCUACUCGCUCAUCAAGAGCAGCGUCGACCCUCUGCAUUUUGACGACCGAGACGGACAUGCCAGCCGAGAACUUGUGAAAAGGGUGUCCGACGUCAUAUGGAACACGCUUACUAGAAGUUACUAUAAAGACAGGGCACAUUUGCAAAGCAUGUAUAGCUAUUUAACAGGUUCAAAAUUGGACUGUUUUGGUGUUGCGUUUGCUGUAGUAGCUGCUUGCCAAAUACUCGGUUACAAUGAUGUUCAUUUGGCUUUGUCUGAAGACCAUGCAUGGGUUGUAUUUGGUCCAGAUGGUAGUGAAAACGCAGAAGUUACGUGGCAUGGAAAGGGAAAUGAAGAUAAACGUGGACAAAAAAUUAAAGAUUCAGGACCUGGUCAUAGGUCAUGGCUAUAUGUUAAUGGCCACCCCGUAGUUUGUAAUAGGCAUAUGGAAGUAUCAGCAUUAGUUAGCUCUAUUAACCCAAGUAUUAACCAAUCUAAUGACGCAUUGGAAGUCGCCACUCUUCAAAAAAAUCUUUUGUGGCUUCUUUACGAUGAAGGUCACUUAUCAAAAUUUCCACUUGCUUUAGGUAACUUAGGUGAUUUGGAAGAGUUAAAUGCAACACCUGGAAGACCUCCUUGUACAGCCUUAUUUGAAGAAGCUAUUUCAGCUGCUCGAAUAUACUACAGUGAUAUGUUUGUCUAUCCAUAUACUUACCAAGGUGGAUAUUUCUAUAGACACAACAUGAUUAAAGACGCUUUUGCAAGUUGGGCCAACGCUAGUCAAGUUAUAAGCAAGUAUAGUUUUAGUAAAGAUGAUGAAGAAUUAUAUAAAGAAAUGAUGGAUAUUGCUUAUGAAUUAAUACCAUACUCAUUGAAAGAAAUGACAUGUGGCAAAAGUCGUUCAAUAUUGAAUAACCCACAAUGUUAUGCGUAUGUGUUAUUAAUUUAUGAUGGUCUUUGUCUUUGGGAAGAAGAUGGAACAACUCCAGUAUUACACAUUAAAUGGGCAAAACAUUUUAUAAAUUCCAUUUCUAAGUUUGAUGAUAGUGUGAGAACAAGACUUAUCAUAUUAGAACCAAAAGAUUCUGAAAAUGAUAGUGGUGUAUUACAAGAUUAUCAUGAUACUAACAUGAAUAAUAAUAAUCGUCCACUGCCUAAAGUAAUUUUAAAUACUAUUCCUGGCACAGAAGAAGAAACUAAAUCAGAACUCCACCCUGGUAUUGAAGCACUAACUGCAGCUUGUAGCGAGCGAAUAUUGAAUCGAGAAUUCUUAUUACAAGGUGGCGGAGAACCUUUUGUGGGUAGUUCUGAUGAAUUACCUACUCCUACUAGUACACCUCAAGCACCUAUUUUAGAAACAACAUUAAAAGAUGAUGAACCUGAAACUAAAAUUGAGUUGAAAAGUAAGAAGAUGAGAAGCAUGAAAGAUCUACUAAUUGCAAAGAAAUUAAAUACACAAGCAAUAAGUUUACAAAUGAGUGCUCAGUCUCAAGGGGGAAAACGUCAUGCACCUAGAGAUAAUGCAGAACCAAUAUCCAGGCGGAGUAGAAGAAAUAACAACUAA
This is a messenger RNA of Macrosiphum euphorbiae (potato aphid), 1821 nucleotides long. NCBI's taxonomy places the organism in Eukaryota, Metazoa, Arthropoda, Insecta, Hemiptera, Aphididae. The record is from the annotation of a GenBank genome assembly.